UUCCAACUAUCGCUAGGCUCCCAUCUCUUCGUGGCAUGUAUACGAAGAGAAAAUUAACAAAAAGUGAGGUGCAUUAAAAUACAAUGCUGGAGGGCUGGUACUGUAGAUCCCUGGCCAACCAGGAAGAAGGCGCUAUCAAGGACGAGCCACCGAGUGACGAUGAGCCGCAUCCGCCUACCAGAGAUCGUGUACCGGUCAUUUCCCGCGGAGCAGCAAUCGCUAGCUCAUCCUCCGUUUCCGCGGGAUUGGGGGCCAACGACACAGACUUUAAGGAGCGCUACAAGAACCUGAAGAAGAAGCUGAAGUUCCUAAUUUAUGAGAACGAGUACUUCCAGGAUCUGUUGCACACCAACCAGCGGCGCCUGCUGAAGGUUUCCCGGGAUCGAACCUUCCUACUGGACCGCCUGUUACUGUACGAGAAGCCGGCCAAGGAUUCCAGCGACACCGAUGCAACAGACAGCUCUGAUUCGGAGCCUGCGUCUACGUCGGGAGCUGCCGGAGGAUCGCAGACCUCCAAGGACGCCAUUCGCCGUAAGCAUAAGGACAAAGGGGCACCUGGAAUUUCGGGAGUUCCCCCGCACAUGCCCACCGUGGGUGCCACACGUGGACGAAGGCGCAAAGUACUGACCGGAAUGUUGCCAACGAACCUUGGAAUCCAGGCAGCGGCUGCUCCUGCUCCGAAAAGACAGCUUACCGCGACAGUUUCCCCUUCGCAGCAGCAACUGCAUCUACAGACUGCUCCCAAAGAUGUGUCGCCUGGCUUGAGCCAAGCGGAGAUUGCUCGCCAGCUUCAGGAGCGGCGACCCACGCCCCUUGAACUAAUGAGUCCGGAGUGCACCUCGGCCACCGUGCCCACAACAAUGCUCAGCGACGAAAGUCCCUCCAAGUGCUACCCCAACGAAAGCCUGCAACACCUGAUGGAGGACGAUUCGCAUUCGCACGAGGUGGCCGCCGAGGAGUGCGUGCCCAUGGAGUACACCAGUUAAUAAUUUACACAAAGCUAUAAACUAUUAAACCGUAGCUAAUAAACUAACAAGAGACACAUUAUUUACCUCGUACUAAUUUUGAGAUCCCUGAGACUGUCGGUGUAAUCUACAGGUGUGUCACUUAUGUAGAUAUCAAUAAAAAGAAACAAACAAGGCUCUAAAAAUACAUUUUAGAGUAAACAUCUGA
This is a messenger RNA of Drosophila rhopaloa, 1173 nucleotides long. RefSeq names its product INO80 complex subunit E. Bases 84 to 986 code for a protein of 300 amino acids. Gene Ontology annotation, cellular component: Ino80 complex; nucleus. Lineage: Eukaryota; Metazoa; Arthropoda; Insecta; Diptera; Drosophilidae. The transcript is spliced from 3 exons. Gene Ontology annotation, biological process: chromatin remodeling. The record is from RefSeq and is a predicted model, not a curated record.